GUUAGUGUUGUUACUUAAGUUACAUUUUAUUUUUUAGUUCAAUUUAAUUUAUCAAUUCAAUUUAUUCAGUUAAUUAAGACUAAAUUUAUAUUCAAUAACCCAUUUCAAAAAAAAUUAUGAGUGAUCGAAAAACACUAUUUAUCUAUUUACCUAUUAAUAUUUGUUAAAAUGUUUUUAUAUCUAUGUAGCAGAAUUGUAAAAACCUUAAUUUUGUUUAUAUUAAGGUAACCAUACAUUAAGUAUAAAUGUAUUAAUAUUUUAUACAGAAAAAUACGAUUAAAUAACAUUUCUGAAAUAUAAUUAAUGAAAUUUGAAGUAAUGAAUAUUCAAAUUUUGUGUUGGAAGAAAAAGUAUUAAUUCUUAUCAUGUCUGAAGUAGUAUCAUUUUCGCCAGAAAUGAUUGUGAAAACUGAAUUCGAUGUAUCUACAGGAAAUAAUGAUGACAAUUCCAACAAUAAUUUUGAUGAUAAUGGAGAUGGAGAAAAUGAACAAUCAAAUUUAGAUAGUAAUUUAAAUUCUAGCUAUGAUACAACUUCUGAUGGUGGUACCUCAAUUCAUCGUUGUGAUAAAUGUGAUAAUUAUGAAACGCAUAACGAACGUAAUUUAGUAUCUCAUUUAGCUACAUGCCAAGGAACAGAAAGUAAUAAUGAUAAUGAGUUACAAGUGAACCGUAAAUUAUUUGAAUGUGACAUUUGUAAUAUGAAAUUUUCAAAUGGAGCUAAUAUGAGAAGACACAAAAUGCGACAUACAGGUGUAAAACCUUAUGAAUGUAAAAUAUGUCAGAAAAGAUUUUUUAGAAAAGACCAUUUAGCCGAACAUUUUACUACACAUACUAAGACAUUACCAUUCCAUUGUCCUAUAUGCAAUAGAGGUUUUCAACGACAAAUAGCUAUGAGAGCCCAUUUUCAAAAUGAACAUGUGGGUCAGCAUGAUAUGGUUAAAUCAUGUCCACUUUGUAAUUUUCGCGCUAGUUCAAUGAAAAGUUUAAGAGUUCAUUUUUUUAAUAGACAUGGAAUUGAUUUGGACAAUCCUGGUGUUGGAAUGAUUAAUUCUCCUUCAAAUAAUAUAACUAUUGACUUCAACAGUGGUAAUAUCAAUAACAGUGGUGCAUGCAGUGAUAGUGGAGAAUCUAUCAGUGGUAAUCGUUCUGAAAGUAAUGCUACACCACCAAUGCAUUUUCUUACACCUCAUGUUGAAAUAUCCAUGGCAGAACCAAAUUUAAUGGAGUGUCCUUCAUUUACUUCUCCUCCAAUAACUGAUAAUAACAUUCAAAUAGAAAAUGUUCAAAAUUCAAAUAAUGAAGACAUAACUGCUGAUAAUGAUUCUCCCAAUUCUCCUCAAUCUAUCGAUUCAAACUCAAAUUUGGCAAAUUUACCAGCAAUGUCUAAUAUUACUAGACAAGAGGGUGAAGUAAGCACUAUUACCCCAUCUGUAUCUCUUAUACCAAUUAAACAAGAACAAGGAGAAGAAUUAUCAAAGAAAUCAAAUCAAAAUUCUAUUCAUAAUGGGGAAUCUGAUUCUGGACGUUUUCAAUCAACUACAAAUUUAACUUCAUUAAUUAAAAUAUCUCCAUUAAAAUCGUUAUUACGGGAUGAAUUUAAUCGAAAAAUUAAUUUGAUAAAUACUCCAGAAUCAUCUCUACCCCAUAAUAACGAUCCAAACGUUUGGAAAUGUAUGGCAUUUAAAAAAACUUUACAAUGUUCGUUUUGCGGCAUAACAUUUCCGGACCAAACCCUUUAUUUUCUCCAUAAAGGAUGCCAUUCAGAAACAAAUCCUUGGAAAUGUAAUAUUUGUGGAGAACAAUGUAGUAAUGUUUAUGAGUUCAACUCUCAUUUGUUAAGCAAAAACCAUCAAUAAUAUGCUUAAAGUAAAACAAAAAUAACUUCUUUUUUUUUUUGUUAAUAAUAAGUAAAAUUAUUACAAUUUUAUUUGUAUAAUUUAAUGAAAAAUAUUUCAACUUUUCAUUUUUUUUCGAUCAUCUAUAAGUAUUUGAAAUUUUUUUUAAAGCAAAAUCAAAUUUUAUUUUAAUAACUUGACAUUAAUUUAUUAAUUUAAAAACGUUUGAAAAUACUUUUUAAAAUAUAGUUGAAAAUUAAACUUAAAAGAAAAACCAUAUACAUAUAUGUAGUGAGUUGUCAGGUUAAAGGAAAAAUUGUUAGUACAAAUAUAAUAAUAUAAUUUUGUAAUAAACAUAUUGUAUUAUAUCUUACUUCCUAUUAAUUAUAUAUUUUUACAUAGUUGUUGAUUUCUGUUCCUCUAAAAAAUACCUGUCUUUUUAUCAUUUAUUCAGUGGUGUUAUAUUAAUAUUUUAUGUCUCAAGAUAACUAGGAAAUCAUUUUUUACGUAUAAUUUUUAUCUAUUAUUAUUAUUAUUUUUGUUAUUAAUAGAAAAUAAAUAAUUGACCAAUUUUUGAAUGUUACAUAUAUUGAUUUGAUAAGUUAUUUUACUAUUUUUUUUAUAUAUUUUUAUUAACCUUAAAUAAGCUAAUAUAUAUAUAUAUAUAUAUAUAAAUAUAAUUUUAAUGAUUUGAAAUUUGAAAAUUUAAUUUAAAUAUUUUUAUUUAAUUUUACUAGUUGUUA
This is a messenger RNA of Daktulosphaira vitifoliae (grape phylloxera), 2578 nucleotides long. RefSeq names its product zinc finger protein ztf-16. The transcript is spliced from 4 exons. The record is from RefSeq and is a predicted model, not a curated record. Lineage: Eukaryota; Metazoa; Arthropoda; Insecta; Hemiptera; Phylloxeridae. Gene Ontology annotation, biological process: regulation of transcription by RNA polymerase II. Bases 366 to 1856 code for a protein of 496 amino acids. Gene Ontology annotation, molecular function: DNA-binding transcription factor activity; RNA polymerase II cis-regulatory region sequence-specific DNA binding.